Molecule: messenger RNA, 1665 nt
Organism: Fulvia fulva
Lineage: Eukaryota; Fungi; Ascomycota; Dothideomycetes; Mycosphaerellales; Mycosphaerellaceae
Product: Phosphoglucomutase
Exons: 2
Coding region: 1-1665 (554 amino acids)
Biological process (GO): carbohydrate metabolic process
Cellular component (GO): cytosol
Molecular function (GO): phosphoglucomutase activity; magnesium ion binding
Source: RefSeq, a predicted model, not a curated record
AUGAGCGUCAAGGACGUCCAAACGAAGCCAUACGGCGACCAGAAGCCUGGAACUUCUGGCCUUCGCAAGAAGGUCAAGGUCUUCCAGCAAGAGAACUACUCCGAGAACUUUGUUGCCUCCAUCAUCCAGUCCAUCCCAGAAGGUGCACAAGAUGCCUUCCUCGUCAUUGGCGGUGACGGCCGAUACUGGAACCCAGAAGUCACUCAGCUCAUUGCAAAGAUUGGUGCUGCAUACGGCGUCAAGAAGCUGCUGAUCGGCCAGAACGGCAUCCUCUCGACACCCGCUGCAUCACAUCUCAUCCGCAUCAAGAAGGCCACUGGUGGUAUUCUGCUCACAGCCUCCCACAACCCAGGUGGUCCCGAUGAGGACUUUGGCAUCAAGUACAACCUGGCCAACGGCGCCCCAGCACCAGAGGGCGUCACCAACAAGAUCUACGACUUCUCAAAGAGCAUCACAUCCUACAAGAUCGCCGACAUCCCAGACAUUGACCUGAAGACCAUUGGCACCAAGACAUACGGCCCGAUCGAGGUUGAGAUCGUUCACAGCACAACCGACUACGUGCAGAUGCUCAAGGACAUCUUCGAUUUCGACCUUAUCAAGUCUUUUCUCAAGCAGCACCCAGACUUCAAGAUCCUCUUCGACGGCCUCAGCGGUGUCACUGGCAACUAUGGUAUCGACAUCUUCGAGAAAGAGCUAGGACAGAAGGGUAGCACACAGAACUGCGAGCCAAAGCCAGACUUUGGCGGACACCACCCAGACCCCAACCUCGUAUACGCCAAGUCGCUGGUCGACCGCGUUGACAAGGAAGGCAUCCACUUCGGUGCUGCCUCUGACGGAGAUGGCGACCGUAACAUGAUCUACGGCGCCAACGCUUUCGUCUCGCCAGGUGACUCGCUCGCCAUCAUCGCACACUACGCCGACCUGAUCCCAUACUUCAAGAAGCAGGGCAUCUACGGUCUUGCCCGCUCGAUGCCUACCUCCGCCGCUGUCGAUCUCGUAGCAAAGAAGAAGGGCGUCAAGUCUUACGAGGUCCCAACCGGCUGGAAGUUCUUCUGCGGUCUCUUUGACUCUGACAAGAUGAACAUCUGCGGCGAGGAGUCGUUCGGUACCGGCAGCAACCACAUUCGUGAGAAGGACGGUCUCUGGGCGAUCGUUGCAUGGCUCAACAUCAUCGCCGGUGUCGGCCAGCAGAAGAACGAGACACCAUCAAUCAAGAGCAUCCAGCACGACUUCUGGAACGAGUACGGCCGCACCUUCUUCACACGAUACGACUACGAGGGCUGCGAGAGCGAGGGCGCCAACAAGGUCGUUGCACACAUGACCGAUCUCAUCACCACCAAGAAGGGUGAAUUCGUCGGCAGCAGCGUGGCCGGCCGCAAGGUCGUCGAGGCCGAUGACUUCAGCUACACCGACCUUGACGGAAGCGUGAGCAAGAAGCAGGGUAUCUACGUCCAGUUUGACGACGGCAGCCGCAUUGUGGUGCGUUUGUCGGGUACCGGCUCAUCUGGCGCUACCAUCCGUCUGUACAUUGAGAAGCACGAGAACGACAAGAGCACAUACGGCCUGGACGCGCAGGACUAUCUGAAGGACAACGUCAAGCUCGCGACGGAUUUGUUGAAGCUGCAGGAGUUUGUUGGCCGUACUGAGCCAGAUGUCAAGACUUAG